Colletotrichum fioriniae is the source of this 420-nucleotide messenger RNA. RefSeq lists its product as uncharacterized. The record is from RefSeq and is a predicted model, not a curated record. NCBI's taxonomy places the organism in Eukaryota, Fungi, Ascomycota, Sordariomycetes, Glomerellales, Glomerellaceae.
AUGGAAGGGACCACAUCUUUCAAGGCCGACGCGCCUACCGGCAACCAGUUCUCUCUGCCGCUUCGCCCUCAUCCCGACAAGGCUUCUAUUUUCUCCGCUUCCAACGCACCUGCCUGCAAUGAGAUGAGUCUGCCGUUCCGUCCUCAUCCCAAGAAUGAGUCAGCCAAGCAAGAGCAGCCAGAACAGGGACCCCAGGAGGAUUUCAAUAAGAGAAUCCAGGACUUGGAAUCUCAGCUCCGAGCCUCCCAUGCCAGGUCUCAAGAAGCCCUGCAGGCGGCUCAGGCUCGGGCUGAGGAGCUAGCUACCCUUCGGAACGCCAACAUAGCCCGGCUUGAAGAGCAAGAGACUCUCGAGACAGUGAACGAAGCUCUUCGUAUUGAGCUCGGCGAAGCCAAGAAGGCCCGCCGCCGAAUUUGGUAA